Messenger RNA from Dibothriocephalus latus, 408 nucleotides. NCBI's taxonomy places the organism in Eukaryota, Metazoa, Platyhelminthes, Cestoda, Diphyllobothriidea, Diphyllobothriidae. The record is from the annotation of a GenBank genome assembly.
AUGAAACACACUCAUCCAGUCACACCCGAGCUAGCCACCCUUUAUCCGAAACGUAGGAAAUUGCAAAGUGAGUUCUAUGUGAAGGAUCCUUCAUCCUCCCUGGCGGCUGGCUUUCGCUAUGAAGAAACUUCAACAGAACCUGAGAGAGUCUGCCCCAAAAAACCUCUGAAUGUCUUCUCCUACGUACAAAAGAAUUCUCAAUCGCCUCAGGAGUCACUUAUACGUCCUCAGACCACAAUUCUGAAGUCGAAAUCAUGUUUUCCAACUGAGCUUGGGGAAAUUUCUUUUACUUCAAAACAGACUGUCCUGAAUACUGACAGUCAGGCAGUUACUAUAGACCCUUUAAAGAUGUCCAACGGCCCCUGGUUUACCACAACAGAAAGCGCUCACGUUCCCGAACUCCAAUAG